Ostrinia nubilalis (European corn borer) is the source of this 2623-nucleotide messenger RNA. Its product is annotated as leucine-rich melanocyte differentiation-associated protein-like. Gene Ontology annotation, molecular function: protein binding. The record is from RefSeq and is a predicted model, not a curated record. Bases 204 to 1004 code for a protein of 266 amino acids. NCBI's taxonomy places the organism in Eukaryota, Metazoa, Arthropoda, Insecta, Lepidoptera, Crambidae. The transcript is spliced from 6 exons.
UUGGCCGUCAAUAGUAGACAGCAGAUAAAAGUUGGCUUGUGCUACAAUAACAUCGAGACAUUGGUAUUUAUUGAUAUCACAUGUUCCUCGUGAUCUGUCGAGGCUGCCUGCUUAUUAAUGUGAUUUACAAAGGCGUGUUAUUCAAAGUUACUUUAUGAAAUCCUAAUGUAAAAAAGGGUUAAAUAAAUAAGUUUACAAAUACAAUGGCUGAAUCUUCAUCUCCUAACUUUAGCAAUUUUCCCAGCACGUCGUCGGGCACAGUUCACGCUGAUGAGGGAGUGAUUUCUGUAGACGUUUCCAAAGAAGAUCUAGUAGAUUCCAUCGGAGAGAUGUGCGACUCUUCGAUACCUCCUGAUUUGAUCAUGUCUACAGAAGGUGCCAUGGACCAAGACGAUCCAACAAGACUUACUUUAGCCUAUGAAAACUUGUACGAACUGCCUAGAACUAUUGUGGAACGAUUUGCCGACCAUAUCAGAUAUUUGGACAUCAGCCACAAUAAGAUUACGAACUUGGAUGCGCUGGUGCACUUCAAACAUCUGACGUCAUUAAUUGCCGACAGUAACCCCAUCACAGAAAACUGCUUCCUGCCUCCACUGCCCAAAUUAGAGCUGUUGUGGCUAAACCACUGCAAAAUUGCAUCCCUCUACCCGUGGGUGGGUAAGCUAAAGGAAUCAUGCCCCAAUCUCCAAUAUCUGUGUCUGAUGGGCAACCCUGCUGCACCCAGCUACCUCAAUGGCGGAACAUUCUAUGAAUAUCUACAAUACAGACUUUUCGUCAUCUCCCAAUUUCCAACUCUCAACCACUUGGACGAUCGUAAAGUAACUGAGGACCAACAAAUCGAAGCUCAACGUUUAUACAAGAGGCCAUUUCUGGAGAGACUGGUCAAGCCAGGGUCCGGAGGCUUGAACAAGCUGGUCAACUCCACAGUGUCCUGGGGCAAUGUGCAAGGUAAACUCGCUUCUAUUUUGGGUAAGGAUCGGCAAAAUAGAAACUUGCUGAUAUAGUAGCUACUCUCAGAUUUUUAAUUCCAGUCAUUAAGUUGACAUUCGUCAUAAAGUUUGUGUCUAAUCAAAAAGGCAGCUAUUUCUAGUGGUUAUGAAUAAGUGAUGUUGUAUUUCUAUGACCCAAAUGUUAAUAUUAAUGACCUGAAUUAAAAACUGAGGUAACAUUUUGAACUGUUAUUUAACCUCAUCUUUAUUCGAUUUCGAAUUCGCUCAAUAUUAGAUUAAAAAUAUUUUUACCUAUGAAAUAGUAAUACGAAUAAUAAUAAUCAUCUACGCUUAUAUUAUACCUAAUCUUUAGCAUUCUAGAUAAGUUGUGAUAAAUUUUGAGACUACUGAAAUUCCAUUUAUUAGUACACAAAAAGGGUUUAAUUUACCCUUUUUAUUCAUAGCUAAUAAUAAAUAGUCCCAACCAUCAAACAUAAUUUAAUAAAAGCUUGUAUAUUAAUAAAGGCCGUGGAUAUUAUCUAGCUAGAAGUACAAAUACAGACCCUCAAAAACUAAGUGAGACAGUGAGUUAGUUUUCUGUACUUUGUCAUUAGUAUGACCUUUUGAUAUUUAUCGUUAUCUGAGAUUUUAUAGGGCUUAUAAUAAUACAGUUACCUAUAAGCGUUUUUAACAUAUUAAUAAUUGUCUAGUUGUGUAUAUUUAAACUCUUUGAAUACACUCUAUUUCAAUAUCUAUCGAAAAAGACUGUUCGACAAAUAAAUUACUUGUUCCAUUCUUUGUAUAGACCCAAUAUACUGAACUGUCCUACCCGUGACAUUGACAGGGGGGCGCCACCGUCAAUGCCAGAUCGCUGUUUCCGAUUUUUGCCAUGUUGGAAACUAUAUAGUUGAACGAUGGUGGCGCCCCCUGUCAAUGAAUUUGGUGGGACAGUUCAGUGUAGGUCAUCUUUAAAAUCGAAUUUAUUACGUAUACUUACGUUUAAAAAUAUUAUUAAUUAAUUUUAGUUAGUUAUAAGCGGUUGUGAAUGUGUUGUUGAUUGGUGAAUUUGUGUGCAAUAUUUAGCCAAACAUUAAUUCCCUCAGCUUUAAAACAGAACAAAAACAGAAAGCCUAAACUUUUGAUUAUAAUAUAAGUUUAUCUAAAUUUGAUACCAUAUUUACAAUUUUUUAUUUAUUUUAUGAUACAACAAAAUUUUUAUAAACAAAAAAUUGCUAACUGUUCUUAGUAAGAAGAUUAUAACUCUUUUCUUAUUCAAUACAAUAUCAUAUUAUAAAAGUUUUUUAUAUACAUAUUAAAUUAACUAUCUUACUUCUAAUAUUAGUAUGUGAAACUUGCUCUCUAUACAGGGUGAAUUUUUGAAACUGGUAACAAACUACUAGAUCCAAAAAAGUGUGAGUGGAGUCGUUACAAUACAGGUACCUAUAUUUUUGGCAGCUAAACGAUUAAGAUAAUACUCCACUGCCAUAUCUCAAAAAUCCACCUUGUAACAACAAUAUUAGCAUUUUAAGCAUUUUUAAAUAAUAGUAUACCACAUAGCGUAAGAGACGGGUGGGUAAAAAUAUAAACAGUUCACUGUUCUGCCAACCAACUCACCCUGUAUGUUUAAAUAAUUAUUACCUUUUUAAAGUUUAUACUAAUCAAGUUGUUUAUAUGAAUAAAUCAUUUUAAAAGUU